CAGUGUCCCUGUCCUUCAUGGAGAUGUCACAGGCAGAGAGCUGGGAAACACAGCCACUCAUUCACAUGCCCUCCUCUGCAUACCGCUGUUGCCGCCCAGCUCAAGGCAGUGUCACCUGAAUUCCACACUGGCUGGUUGGAAUGGCUGCUCCUCCCAGGCUAUCAGUGCUGCACUGGAUCCUCCUUCUCACCAUCUCAGUUGACAGGUUCUCUGUUCUGGCAUUCCAUGUGACAGAGGGCAGCACAGUGAUUUUAUCAUGUCAUUACUCUGUAAAGCACCACGGCCUGAGCCACGUCUGCUGGGGACGAGAUUGUGGAACUUUCUGGUGCAACGACAUCAUUGUACAAACAGAUGAGUAUGGUGUCAUCUCCAAAGUGUCGGACAGGUACAAGCUCAUUGGAGAUGUUCUUUCAGGCCAAAUGGACCUGGGGAUCCAAAGGCUACAGAAAGCAGACAGCGGGCCAUACUGCUGCAGAGUGGACAUAAAAGGCUUUUUUAAUGACAAGAAGGUGUCUUACACUUUGAGUGUCAUGAAAGCACCAACGACUAUACCACCAACAACCACCACACCGCUUAUUACAGAGCCACUGGAGACACAGACAGUGUUACUGCUGUCAAAUCAGUCCAGAGGAGAAGACCCAUCACUGUCUGACAUUUCCUGGCAGAAUGUCACUCAUGUGCAUUCUGGGGCGAUGAUGGAGGAGGCUAUCUCCAGAAUCACACUUCAGAUAAACAUCCCCGUGCUGUCUCUGUCUCUCAGUCUGCUACUGCUCCUCUUAGGGGCAAUGGCCCUGUUGACCUUCAAACGUGGGUAUUAUGGGAAGGCAUUAGACAGUGGUUGCUUCUCAAAGGAGCCACGGCACAUUAUCUAUGAAAUACGCACCAGGAGACCAGUGGAGGAGAACAUCUACACACUGGAAUAGAAGCAAAACCAACCUCUCUUUAUAAAUAAACACACACACACACACACACACACACACACACACACACACACAUGCUGCAGGUCAUUAAUAAUAUGAAGGUUUUGAUUUGAUUUUGGAAGAAAAAUAUGUUCAACCAAAAAAUGAAAAUGAUGUCAUCAUUUAUUUACCCUCAUGUUGCUCCAGAUGUGUAUGAUGAGAUAUUUAGCAGAAUAUCAAUGCUUCUAUUUUCCAUAGAAUUAAAGUAAACUGAAACUGGGGCUUUCAAGAAAAAAGUAUCAUAAAAGUAGACUGAAUACAGGUAAAGUGGGACAGCUGGUAAAGUGUGACCCUUAAGCCUAAUUAUCUAUCAUUAUGUAUAUUUACUUCCAUUGCUAGAAAUCCGCAUUAAGUUCAUCCAAUCUAGUAUGGAAUGAAUUUGAUGUAGCCAUUUGGAUGGUGUUUUUAAAACAAUGCCAGUGAGAAAUUAUUAGAAAGUGUCCAAAUUUGUCUGUAUUCACCCUACCAUAACUGUAAUCCAAAUGACUACUUUUGAUUUUUGUGUGAGGAGCUGACUGUAUAUUUUAUCUGCUUAAAAUCAAACAGGUUUGGAGCAACAAGACAAAAUAAUGACAGAAUUGUAAUUUUUAGUAAAAGUAUCACAUUAAUGUGACAACUCCUUUAAAACUGUAAUAAUUCAUGAAAAGUCUAGUGUUUUUUUCACAUUACUUCAUAAGUUUGUUAUUAUAAAUAAACCUAGAAUUUUUACUUUUGAUAAGUACAUUUAUUUGUCACCAUGUAGAGAGCAACACACUAC
Messenger RNA from Myxocyprinus asiaticus (Chinese sucker), 1716 nucleotides. RefSeq names its product T-cell immunoglobulin and mucin domain-containing protein 4-like. NCBI's taxonomy places the organism in Eukaryota, Metazoa, Chordata, Actinopteri, Cypriniformes, Catostomidae. The record is from RefSeq and is a predicted model, not a curated record. Bases 141 to 923 code for a protein of 260 amino acids. The transcript is spliced from 7 exons.